Messenger RNA from Bipolaris victoriae FI3, 510 nucleotides. RefSeq lists its product as hypothetical. The transcript is spliced from 3 exons. NCBI's taxonomy places the organism in Eukaryota, Fungi, Ascomycota, Dothideomycetes, Pleosporales, Pleosporaceae. Bases 1 to 510 code for a protein of 169 amino acids. The record is from RefSeq and is a predicted model, not a curated record.
AUGCAUCUUCUCCGCUUCUUUAGUGUGGCUGCUGUCACAGCCUCUAUGGCAUUGGCUCUGCCUGCUGAAAUCCCUCAAGUUGCAACCUCGGAGCUUCAAACUGUACCAGCUGCUGAAGCCUUGGCCAAUCUACCUCCCGCGGACGAUAUUUUUGUGCGCAAUACCCCUGGGGACGUCUCUACGAAGAGCUCUAGCUACGAAUCUGAGUCUAAAGCUCUUGCGAUCCGUGCUAGCCCUACCCGCAAAAACAUUUUCACGAUUACUCUCCACGGCUACGAGUAUAAGAAGAAUUUCCUUGGGACGGACAUCACUCGCGUUACUGCGUCGGUUCAAUCUAUCUUCAAGGCAGCCUCUGGCACUAUUUACACAUUUCCCGCCACUGUCGCAUAUACUUCGGAGAGGUGGCACAGUGGGUUUGCUUUCAGGAUCUCAAAAUUUCUCUUUCCACGAUGCCAAGGAAUCCGCAAGGCCGAAAGUUUAAAUUUCUCCCUCUCCACUUCCAAAAAGUAA